AUGUCUUCGCUAUUCAAGCCGUAUCGGGCUCUCGGCGUUUACUCGGGUAGCUACCCGGGCAUCGUCCACUGGCACAAAAACCGUCGCUACCACAUCCUCAACGUUCCAAUUUCCAACGCUUUUCACUCGUACAAAGUCGAUGGUUUGGGCAUAAUCGGCAUUUCCGACUCCAUGCCCGGCGAAAUCACUCAAUUGUCCGAAUACCAUUCGCUCGUUUCUGCCCAAGCAGAUGGCCACCUCUGGGUUUUUAUGAAUGGAAAAGUGCUUUUCAAGUUUAAAACAGCAGAUGACAUCGUGGCGCAUUACUUAUUCGGCAUGGACAUCGCUGUUAUUCUUACUGACUGCCCGAAUCUCUUCAAUAUCAAAACUGGAAAGAAAAUCUACUCUUUCGACGCGCUAAAAGGAAAAACAAUCACGACAGUACUGAAAACUCCACAUUUACACGUGAUUGGAGUUGGCGCAGAAGAUGGCACAUUCGCCUUAUUGAACAUCAAGAAGAACAAAAUCCUGCUAAAGCUGAAUAAUGCGAAUAGAGUGACAGCGGCUGAUUGCCGAACGGAUUUGCCAGUGGCGGCGAUUGGGACGGAUGACGGGAAGAUUUCGAUUUGGAACUUGGAACACAUGCAAUUGAUUACGCAAAUUGAGAACCACGAUAGCGCAGUUCUGUCAAUAUCCUACCUUCCAAACGAAGAUUGCUUCGUAACAGUCGGCUCAGACAACAGCAUCCGCGUUUUCGCCGAAAAUAAGCAACUCCGUUACCGAUUCGGCCACUCUCUUCCUCCGACAAAGAUCCAGUUCUACGGAAGCGAGGAAAAACACAUUAUCCUCUCCGCAGCAGUUCAUUCAAAUUCAAAUACGGCUACGACUUGGUCGACUUACAAAACGAAAAGAGGAGCAUUCAAUCUUUCUCCCAAGAAUUUAAAAGCGAAAGUCACAUCUGUAGAAUGCUCACAAUGCGGGAACAUGGCUUGGAUUGGCUGCGAUGACGGGUCAAUUCGCGAGUUUAAUCUGCAAUCCGGCCGUUUGAGAAAAGAAUACCAAAUUGGAGAAGAUAAAAUGAAAGCGCACGAUGAUCGGGUCACUGGAAUCGGCUGCCAAAUGCUGCAAGUUGCAUUGAUUACCACUUCUCUUGAUGGAAAACUGAAAGCGUGGAGGAUACAUACAGGAAAGCUUCUCGAAACGAUUGAUCUUCAUGAGCCCGCAUUGAACUUCGCGUUCCAGAGAAAAGCAAAUCUCGCAGCAGUUGCACUGGCCGACUUUUCCAUCAUCAUCGUCGACUGCACAGGACACCCCUUACUUUAG
Oikopleura dioica is the source of this 1302-nucleotide messenger RNA. The record is from the annotation of a GenBank genome assembly. NCBI's taxonomy places the organism in Eukaryota, Metazoa, Chordata, Appendicularia, Copelata, Oikopleuridae.